AGGUUCAACCGUAGUCAUAGGCUGAACAUGGCUGCUAGUCGGACCCGGUAGGCUGCGACACCAUAGCAACUCCCCUUGACCCCUCCCUCCCUCAGUAUUCGCAGCAUCACCCUUUACACUGCACAUUCAUAUUUGGUCCUCCGGAAAUAUCCUCGGCUCGGGUAAGCCAGUCCCUAUGCAGCGAAUAUAUGGGGGGAGAAUAGUUUAAAAUACUGUUAAAAAUGUAUCGGCAGUAUGACGAGCAACCCCUCACACCUGCUGUUGAAGCAUAGCUUCAAUACAUCACGAUAAAGUUUUUUUGUUAAAGCUUUCGCGUUUCGCUAUUCGUGUUUCGAACCCUCGUCUCUAAAAUGGCUGGCCGUAGGUCCGAGAAUACUACGAUGGACAGAAAGGGAAGUGCUGAAGCGGCGGGCUCCAUUGUGGCUGUAGGUUCUCUACAGCGGAUGACGCGCUCAUGUUAGGCUCGUCCAAGGUUCGACUGGUGUCAACGCACACGCGCGCCGCCCUCCUGCUAUUGACAGCUCGGACCUCGGACCACGGUGCGUAAUGGCGUCCACCCUGCACCCAGUGUCUCUUUUUAUCCUUUGACCACUAUCAACCGGUUGGAUUUGGAGGAACACAAUUAGUUAUGCCCCACAAUGGAUUCCCAGUUGGCUGCAGCCCCGCCCAGCAGCAGCUCGGAUGACCAACAUGCUCACCCGCCUCUGGAGGAAUCGGGGCCCAGGGUGCUUGUCGGCCCACCAGACGAGACCUCGCCCAGCACUUUAGCCAGUGACCCACACCUCCUCCCCAUCACACCUGUGACACCCAGGCAUGUUUCAUCAGUUAAUGGAGAAACGUCUGCCUCGGGUGGUCCAUCCAAACAAGCCCCUCUAAAAACCUGCGAGAGUGAUGGACUCAAGCGGCCAAUUAAAGUCAAGACCGGCAUGCCUGUUUCAAACCCCCAACCAAUCAGAAUCAAAAUCAUUGUUCGGGGCAAAAAUCCGAUCAUAAGCACUACCACCAGCCUGACCAAAGAGUUUCGUCCCUCAGAGUUCACAAGAUCUGCGCCGUUCUCUCCCGAGACUGUUUCAACAGUCCUCGCCGACGACCAGAACCCUGAUGAAGCCCCACGCGCCCCAUCUCUAUCUGCCAUAAUGAACGAGCCCCGGACCUCAGAAGCUAUCCUUCAAAAAGUUGAAACACCCAUAGCAGGCUCGUCUGAUGGAGUGGGGAGCGAGGGCGUGGAGAAGACGACUGAAGGGGACAAAACAAAUCUUCUUAAUGACAGUACUGCUACCAAUCACAGCCCUGCCUCAGUUGACCCCCUGGGGCCCGGCAGGCCUACGGAGGGAGGGGGGGCGAUCGAAUGCGAAGCCACUGUACCUCUCAAUCUGCAGAGAGUCGAUCUGAAGGUGGUGGAGGCGGAGGUGGAGGCGGAGGGGGAGGCGACGGAGGAACAGACCGAACCACUGGACCUCAGCCUGCCCCUGAGGAGAAGGGACGCUGACGGUGGGAGCGGAGGGUGCCCGUGGGAGGACUCCGGCUGUGAGAGCUCACUGAUUAUGGAGGUGGACGAGUUCGAGGGGGAGGGAGACCGAGACGUGGUGGAAGAGGAUGAUGACGAGGCGGAUGAUGAUGGUGUGGUCCGGAAAGGCGACCAAACGUUUAGCGCACCCGGCGCGGAUUCUUUUGGAGACUCGAUCCUGUCUCCUUCGUUCUUCUCUACCUCCGUGUUUGCCUCCCUGUCCUCGAUAGACUCUGACAAUGACAAUUUUCUCUUCAUAGAUGACCAGGGAAUCCCGUAUAAUCUCAGUCCAGAAGGACACAAAGUGCCCCAAAUAGACACCUCCACGCUGGACGGCGGGCCGCUCUCAGGUCGCCCCGUGACUCGGUCCCUGUCCCUUCACGGAAAGAGGACAGAGCCAUCGCAGCGGGUCACUUUAUUAGCCUCUAGCCUCGGCCAAAGUUUAGGGACCCCAUCGCACGCGCUCAUCGCUCCUUGUGAUAACCUGCUGUCCUCACCACAGACCUCGGCCCCCGAGUCCCCACCUCAGAGCGCCCAACCUUUAAAGGGUGCGGAGCUGUCGACGGGGGCACCGGCCACAAAGAACUCAGACUCCUCCAGGGCAGCCGAGCCCUGUGGGACCACCGCCGGGGGGACUGGGCCCGCGGCGGCAGCGAACCAAACCGUGCAGAUCCUCACCAACCCAUCGGGGAACGCGCCUAUUCUCUUCCUCUCCCCCCCUUCCACCUCCACCCAGUUCUCCUCGUCUCCAGUGGGACUUUCACUGCCCCUCUCCCUGACACAGAGCUCCGCCCCUGCCUCCACCCCCAUGCUCCUCCUCCUGUCCUCUGUCUCCUCCACCUCCGGUCCGUCCCUCGCUCUCCUGGACCCCUCCACCGGUCAGCUCUCCCAGAUCACUGCAGCCAGCUCCGGCCCCCUCCCCUUCCCGGCUCUGUCUGCGGGUCAGCUCAGCAGCCCGGGCCCCCCCUCUGUGCUCUCCUAUCCCAUGAUCCAGCUCGGCCCCAACAACGCCUCUGUGGUCCUAUCCGGAGUGGGUAACACCCGGACCCCUAACCCGGUCGCCCUGACCUCCUCCUCCUCCCCCGCCAUCGCCGCCGUCACCCCCACCCUCCAGACCACCAGCCUCAUCCCCUCCUCUGGGACCCUCCGCCAUGUGCCCCCCCUCGGUCCGACGCAGGCCGAGUCCUCCGACGCUCCCGUGGAAGCAGAAGUCAUAUCUAAGGAAGGAAACACCAAGCCAUCCCCCUUUACGUCAGGAAGCCCUCCUCCGCUACAGAACUACAACAUGACCUUUGACCUUUUAGACCCCCUGAGUCCGCCGGCGGAGGCGGACCCCUCCUCGGGAUCGGAGCACGGGACGGACCCGUCGACCCGUCACGGGACGGACCCAGUCCCGCUGGAGGACCACCUGUACUUCUCCAGCAUGGCACCGCCUUCCCCGUCCAUCUUCACCAGCAGCCAGCUGGACUCCAUGGACCCCCUGGACCCCCUGGACCCCCUGUCCCCGUCCUCCUCCCCCAACUCCCUGGGGCCCCGCAAGAUCCUGUACUGCCAGCUGUGUCCGCGGGUCUUCUUCUACUCGUCGGACCUGGAGCGCCACGCCAUCACCCACUCCCAGAAGAAGCCUCACGUGUGUCAGCAGUGUGGCAAAGCCUUUAAACGCUCCAGCCAUCUGCAGCGACACAAACACAUCCACACGGGCCAGAGGAACUACGUGUGCCCCAUCUGUGCCAAGCGCUUCCGGGAGGCGGGCGAGCUGCAGCGCCACCAGCGGGUGCACACCGGGGAGAAGCCCUACCAGUGCCCACUGUGCCACACGCGCUUCGCCGAGCGCAACACGCUGCGCCGACACACCAAGCGCAAGCACCCCUACCACCAGGUUGCCAUGGAGAUGCUGAGCGAGAAGAGAGGAGCCGGGGCGGGCGGGGGAGACGACGGAGGCGGAGGGAUCCACCAGGAGGAGGAGGAGGAGAGCGCUGAGUGGUACAGCUCCUCCGUCUCCCACCUGGACGGCACGGAGGCGUACAUGGAGACCUGAAGCGCGGCGGGGGGUCCUGGAGAAAG
Molecule: messenger RNA, 3571 nt
Organism: Gadus chalcogrammus (walleye pollock)
Lineage: Eukaryota; Metazoa; Chordata; Actinopteri; Gadiformes; Gadidae
Exons: 3
Coding region: 639-3545 (968 amino acids)
Biological process (GO): regulation of transcription by RNA polymerase II
Cellular component (GO): PcG protein complex; transcription regulator complex
Molecular function (GO): DNA-binding transcription factor activity, RNA polymerase II-specific; RNA polymerase II cis-regulatory region sequence-specific DNA binding
Source: RefSeq, a predicted model, not a curated record